Varroa destructor (honeybee mite) is the source of this 5554-nucleotide messenger RNA. Its product is annotated as threonylcarbamoyladenosine tRNA methylthiotransferase. Gene Ontology annotation, biological process: tRNA methylthiolation. Gene Ontology annotation, molecular function: tRNA (N(6)-L-threonylcarbamoyladenosine(37)-C(2))-methylthiotransferase activity; 4 iron, 4 sulfur cluster binding. The record is from RefSeq and is a predicted model, not a curated record. NCBI's taxonomy places the organism in Eukaryota, Metazoa, Arthropoda, Arachnida, Mesostigmata, Varroidae. Gene Ontology annotation, cellular component: endoplasmic reticulum.
UGUUGCUUGCUUUAGUGGUUCGUAUAGAUGACUGACCGUAUAAAACAAGUCCAAUAAAAUUUAUACAUUACCUGAUAAUGAAAAGACGUCAUUGACUGUGUAUCCAUGGGGCAUUGUGGCUGUGAACGCGAAGGCUCAGUUCAACAUGAAGCUUGGUAAUAGUCUACUUCGUUGCAGGUUUGCCAUUCUUUCACUUUUUUUAAACAAUCCCCUUUUUAUUAUGAAAUUAAUGCUUCUAAAGAAUAUGUAUUCCGUUGAAAUUCUUUCCAGGCACCUUUUUGCUUAUUGUGUAAUCCUGAACCUAUUGACGGAGAUCGUUCAGCACCUGUUGUUCUCUAACCAGUAUGUUUCGAUAUACUCUAGUUAGCAACGGUUUCAUUGUUACUGGCUGCAUCGCUAUUGCUAUACGAAAACACUGAAUACCGGUAGUGCAUUUUCAAUUAUAGUAUUCUGCUCACCGCCUAUGAUAUUGCCUGUUGCAGAAGAACCAUUGCUUAAAAUGCCCGUGUACUUUUCGUAUGUUUCAGUGUACCAGAUACAGAAGGACGAUGCCACAAGGUAGUUCAUAACUUUGCUAGAUGAGUGCUGCUGGCAGAAUGACGCGCGCAUUUUGAAAUGAAGAAAAACAGCUCUUGAUAUCGCCUAAUUUCCUCAGUUUACGAUCCAGCUGAAUAAGUUGCAGUGCAGAGCGAGCAAAUUUAUGGCGCUGGUAAUACUGAAUUUGAGCAUACAGGUCAAAGAUACUGCAAGCAAGCUUAUUGUCAUGUGGCAUUUUUAUAGUUACAGAAAGUUAACUGAGUACUGAUUAUUUGAACACUUUAUCACUUCAAUGCCAGAUUUCGUUUUUUUCACGUGUUUAUUAUCAAUAAUAACACAGUAGUGUUUUUAUGUUUCGAGUUACUAAGCGGCCUAAGAUAAGUUACUAAGACCUUGUAGGUUACCUAAAGAUAUAAUGAUGCAUCUUACUAGAAAUGUGCAUAUGCACAAUGCUCAUAGGGCCGCGCUGGUAUAUCUCGAUCGAAGGAAGACGUCAGGCCAAUGUUUCGAGUCCGCAGCUGGUUAAGGUCAUUGUGCUUAUAUUACAUGUAUGUCCUUUCGUUAAAGAAGCAUUUUUACAAGACAGAAUUAUGCAUUUUACAUACGUAUCGUAAGACCAUUUUGUAAUACAUGACCACGGAACUCAAGCACUAAAUUUUUAUGAUGGUGCUUUUCUGACACUUAACUUCAUUGAAAUGUGUCCGGCUUCGUCUGUAUAAACUAGUUACUGUAGUAACUAAUUCGUCUGUAUAAAAUGUUCCUUUCGCGAAAGCAACUAAUGGAUUCGCAGCAAUCACACAUAUCGUGUUGAUUGCUUUUCGUAUUUAUUUAUCAGCACACAUAUAGUACUGCGACGAACUGGGUCGUCAGUGUAUUAGAUACUUGGAAGUUAUGCUAAGAGAGCAGAGUUUAACAUUAAGCGCGAAAAGAGCACAUUACGCUAAUUGCUUUUAUUUAAUAGUUACCAACGUUUAUUAGUCAACACAGAGACGCCAGUUUAUACACCAGCAGCUACUCUUACCUAAGAGAAUUAUAUAUUAAACAAAAAUAGCUAGGUCAGGACAUCAAAACAAAAAGGUAAGAUUUCGUUCAACACUAGUUAGAUAUAACACAUCCUUGAUUUUUUUUUAAAUGUCUUCCUAGUUCCCAAUGGCUAUAAUCACACUUUAACGCAAAGAUCCCUCUGAUCAUGUUGUUGUCGUGCUAAUGAUGCAUAAUUUAAGCUUUUUGUUGAUACCUACCGUUUUUAUAAACAGUGGCCAGUGUCAACAGCAAUACUCGAUAUGAUUCUGGGUCACAACGCUUAAAGACGAUACUUGCGUAGCAUCUAAAUAUUAUAUAUAAUUUUAUAUAUAAAUAUUAUUGCAUCGCUGAGUGGUAGUUCAGUAAUCUUGAUGUUGCUUUCGGAUAGCACCCAGCGGACCUUUGUAUCACCUAGGUUUCUUGGUAGUUCGAGCUAUUUACAGUUUUCUAUAUUCCUAUAUCCCAAUUUUCGCAUGUAGCCGCCCUCGAAAUCUAGAAUAACAAUGAGCAAGAUUUUUGCAGGCAAAUGAGUUCGUAUAGAGAACUCAAUGCUCAAGCACAUGACCUAAAAACAUUCUUUGAAGGUCAACAAAGGCAACAGGCAGUGGAUUUGUCAGUGCCUUUUCGGGAAAUAGCCUGUGCUAACCUAUGUUUAGAAUUAACCGAGCAAUUGAGAUCCGACAAGCUACUGAGCAAUUAGUUCCCGUUAAAUCUGGUAUUUUGCAGUCUUCCUGAUAAACCCUUUAGCAUUCAUAGCAAAAAGCAUGUAUAAUACUUAAUCCAUAGAGCGUCCAAAACAAUUAUGAUUUGAUCUGCGUAGCUUGCCCCCGAGCCGCUAAUUCCAUCUAGUUGCCUACAAGUUUCACCAGAAAAGUGCACAAAUAAUUCUUUUAAACGGUUGCAAGUUUCAAAGAAGUACGGUACAUUUAAUAUGUUGUCCUAUUAAAACAUGCAGCAAAUUCGAAGCCGUGCGCGUUGUAAGGCAUGCCCAAAAUUUUUUAAUAAGGUUCGUCGGGACUCUUACUUGAAGUACGGUGGUUGAAAAGAGGAAAAACAAUGCCAAUUAUAAUUAGUUUAGCCACGUGAUCAUUUCAUCGGACUUAUACAGCUAUGAAAUCGAGUGAUCCAGCCGGAGAAAUUUAACCUGCUGAAAUAAUUAAACAAUGCCAUGUUGAGAAAAACAAAAUUGCGUAUUUAUGAGAGAAGUGACAACAUAUAGUAUCAAAACGUCAGAAUUGUUCUUCAGGUUGCUCCAAAAACUUAGUAAACACGGUUCACUUGGCACAACAUGUAUACUAGACGGCUUGUUUCUUAACAGCUCAAUUAUCACACACGAUAAGUGCAAAGUUUCUUAACAAUACGACAAAAUAAAUCGUUCCCACUGCUUCGGACGCUUUUAAAGUUUUCAUUAACUUCUACUUGAGCUCGACAAUUGAAGUUGACGAGGGUGGCCUUUGAACAUUUUGUGAAACUGCGAGGCACCCUUUAGCAUUCUGUGUUUGCUUCUUGUCUUUAUGAUUCGGAUAUACUUCCAUUCGCCGUAUUGCCCUUCAGUCGUACGUGCAUAGGCGUGUGAUAUUGCUAAAGCCAUGCAUCGCUUCCCAUGGAGUUCCUUGACAAAACUGAAGGGGAUUAAAUCGAUAUUUCUUACAACUGUCUUGUUUCGGUCUUGCUUGCUUCGACAAGUUUUCGCGCUACAAGUUGCCAAUCAUCCUCGCUCAUUACGAUCAUUUUCAGCUUAGGAAUGGAUUUUUAAGCAACGCCAGAUAGGCUAUAUCAAACUGAGCGCCCGAUGUUCCCCUAAAUUCAAAAGCAUCUCUAAAACAGGAUCGACGAGCGCACUCAGUCUCUGGUUCUCGUCCCAAGUGGUUUUUCAACACUACUUUUCCCCGUGGCCUAUCCGAUAACUUCAUUUAGUCGUUCUAGUGUGGUGAGAGAGCGCGCAACUUCUUUUCAACGUCGCAAACGGAACUCACCAUCAGCUGGUAGCGAUCUCCAGGUGUUUCAAACAAACGCCGACGAUUCAAUAUCGCCUUUUUUUUCGCUUACUCAUUGAGCAGCAGCAGCAACUCCGCGAUGGCCGCUAUCGUGGGAACAUCGAUGGAAAAUGAAGCUGCUUCUGUAAAACAACGACGCUUACAAGCAAGGUCAUCAAAAGAUAUGGGUGAAAACGUGGGGCUGCUCCCACAAUUCUUCCGACUCGGAGUAUAUGGCAGGGAUGCUGACCGCGGCCGGAUAUCCCCUUGUCAACGACAAGUUUGAAGCACAGCUCUGGUUACUCAAUAGUUGCACUGUAAAAAGUCCUUCAGAGGAGCACUUAAAAAACACCAUCAACAAGGCGUUGGAAGAAGGCAGAAAAGUGGUCGUGGCAGGUUGUGUCUCUCAAGCAGAUCCGAAAGCCGAGUUUCUAUCUGGUUUAAGCGUCAUUGGGGUACAUCAGACGGACCGGGUAGUAGAGGUGGUGGAGGAAACUCUCAAGGGAAAUUCCGUCAGGCUUCUCGGGACAAAAUCUAUUAAGGGUCGCAAGCUUGGCGGAUCCUAUUUGGAUCUACCGAAAAUUCGUCGUAACCCUUUCGUCGAAAUACUCGCUAUAAAUACUGGGUGUCUAAAUCAUUGCACGUAUUGCAAGACCAAAAUGGCUCGCGGUAAUUUGGGCAGCUAUCCAAUAGAAGAAAUUGUGGAACGCUGCCGACAAAGUUUUCGGGAAGGCGUUAAGGAAAUCUGGAUGACCAGUGAGGACACAGGAGCAUAUGGACGAGAUAUCGGCGUAACUCUUCCAGAUCUUCUGCGUCAGGUUAUCAAGGAAAUCCCUGAAGGCUGCCGGCUUCGCUUAGGAAUGACGAAUCCACCAUAUAUUAUGGAUCACCUCGAAGAGAUCGCGGAGAUCCUGCUCCAUCCUCGAGUAUAUUCGUUCCUUCAUGUACCCGUACAAAGCGGUAGCGAUCCGGUGCUCAAGGAAAUGCGUCGAGAAUACACAAGAGUUCAAUUCUGUCAGUUAGUGGACUACCUUCGCAAGCAUGUGCCAGGCAUUACCAUCGCUACUGAUAUCAUAUGUGGCUUUCCCACAGAGACAGAACAAGAUUUCGAUGAGACAAUGUCGCUUUGCGCAAAGUACGGUUUUCCAACGCUGUACAUUAAUCAGUUCUACCCUCGGCCCGGUACACCCGCUGCACGCAUGAAAAGGAUUCCAACGGAUAUUGUGAAGAACCGUACGCGAAGGUUGACCCAGCUGUUUGAUACCGUAUUGCCAUAUGAAAACAGAGUGGGACGAGAGUACGAUGUACUUGUAACAGAGAUUGCUGCAGAUAAGAAGCAUUUCGUCGGACACAAUAAAUUCUAUGAGCAGAUACUUGUUCCGGCUAGAGAUGAGUAUAUGGGAGCUAAUUUGAGGGUGAAAGUCGUAGAAACAGGUAAACACUUCAUGAAGGCAGAUGUGAUUAUAAUGAUCAGACCAGCAGAGAGGAUUCCUACCGUAUCGGUCCAGAUGAUUAUACCCGUUGUAAUCGUGUGCACGCUCGUCGCACUAAUAACAGUAAAAGUUCUGAUACAACGCUAACGUCAACAGUACUACGUAGUGUUUGUAAUGGAAGAGGAAAUGUACAUUUCAGACAAAUUCGAACAAUGUUGUACAUUUUUACAUUGAACAAUUUAGUGGACAAGUAUAUCAGUCGGUAGAUCAGUCUUCUUGAAGAAGCGUCUUAUAAUGGAUGCUAUAUUUGAAAAUUUACCCCGCAUUCCUCUUUUGUUAAAAAUAAUAACUGCACGAUAGAAUUGCAAUGUCACUUUCGUUAAAAUUUUCUUAAUAAACGUAAAAGAACAACCAAGUAUUGAUAUCAGUGUUCUGGCUGGAGAAGUUGCCCCUAAUAUAUUGGAUAAAAACGUCAUCGUUAAAUACAGUGUUAUUAAAGCAUACAAUAGUACUGACCUUAUUUGUGUUUAUAAUCAUUCGUCAAGUUUGAAAAGAUAAAUGAGACAUUCUGUAUUUCUCAUUUAU